Molecule: messenger RNA, 1276 nt
Organism: Medicago truncatula (barrel medic)
Lineage: Eukaryota; Viridiplantae; Streptophyta; Magnoliopsida; Fabales; Fabaceae
Product: cytochrome c-type biogenesis protein CcmE homolog, mitochondrial
Exons: 2
Coding region: 133-927 (264 amino acids)
Biological process (GO): cytochrome complex assembly; protein-heme linkage
Cellular component (GO): plasma membrane
Molecular function (GO): heme binding
Source: RefSeq, a predicted model, not a curated record
UCUCCAUCCAUUCACAUGAUGUUCAAAUCGAACCUUCCCAGUUCCAACCUGUUUUCAGCAAUGGCGGCGUAUCCUGAUAAAUUAAAAAUUUAAAACCCUAAACCCAACCUCUCUCUUCCAAUUCAAAUCCCAAUGGCAACUUCCCUCGCUCUCAGAUUCAGAUCCAAUCUCCUCCGCACCGCCACCCACUUCCACUCUUCUCUCCGCGCACCCCCCUUCAAACCCUCCCCUUCACUCUUCUCUUCUUUCUGCACCCCCACUUCCACUUCCAUCAACCCCCCCUCCUUCUCCCUCCACCGCUUCCUCUCAACCUCCCGCCGCCAACCCCUCACCCGCCCCAAAAAAAACAUCGACAUCGCCGAACGCGCUCGUCAGCUCCAAGCCCGCCGUCUCUGGACAUACGGCUUAGCCUUCGCCACCUUCGCCGGUUUCAUUGUCGUUGUUCUCAACAACUUCCAAGAUCAAUUAGUCUUCUACGUUACACCAACAGAAGUAAUAGAAAAAUUCAAAGCCAAUCCUACAAAAUCAAAAUUCCGAUUAGGAGGUUUAGUUCUUGAAGGAAGUAUUGUAUAUCCCGCGAAUUCACCGGAUACAGAAUUCGUUGUAACCGAUUUGAUUACCGAUAUUGUUGUUCGGUAUGACGGCUCUUUGCCUGAUUUGUUUAGGGAAGGACAUUCUGUUGUUGCUGAAGGGUUUGUGAAACCGUUUACCGAUGAGAUUAAGAAGGAAAGUUCAGUGAAGAAUGUUGCCGCGAAGGCGAGGAGUGGCGAUUAUUAUUUUUCGGCUACUGAGGUUCUUGCUAAGCAUGAUGAGAAGUAUAUGCCGAAAGAAGUUGCUGCUGCUAUUGAGAAGAAUAAGAAGAUUCUUGACGAAGCUAAGGGUGUGCCGGAGGAGAAACCUGAUGAGAAACCCAACAACACUGCGUAGUUUUACGGUGAUUAAAUGAAUGAAUUGUUAGUGAAUUGCAUUAUAUUCAGAAAGGAAAUAUGUUUGUGUUGGAAUUUAGGUUUAAACUUGUGUUAUGUAGCUUGCCCGGUUAAAACUGAUAAUUAGUUUGAAGUUUGAACUCUCAAGUAUAGCUUUUUUACAUUGUUGUCUCAGAAGUUUAUCUCAUUCUGCACAUACAAUUCGAGUUUGUGUCUUGAGCAACUUUUGAAUCUUUGAUUGCAUAAUGUUAAUUAUUUGCAAUCUCUAAACAUAGUUUGAGACUUGAGUUAUGACAAAGUUUAUGUAUCAGAAAGAUCCUUAGUCCAGUUUUGUGGCUCUUAGAAUGUAA